Molecule: messenger RNA, 1723 nt
Organism: Erpetoichthys calabaricus (reedfish)
Lineage: Eukaryota; Metazoa; Chordata; Cladistia; Polypteriformes; Polypteridae
Gene: toe1
Product: target of EGR1, exonuclease
Exons: 8
Coding region: 128-1603 (491 amino acids)
Biological process (GO): snRNA 3'-end processing
Cellular component (GO): cytoplasm; Cajal body
Molecular function (GO): 3'-5'-RNA exonuclease activity; metal ion binding; snRNA binding
Source: RefSeq, a predicted model, not a curated record
UUUUUUCUUAGCAAGAUACUAGGAGUUUUCUUUAUUCCUAUGGCAAGUAGGACCCUUCGUAGAGACUGUUUUGGUUGGUGGCGGCGGGUCUUCGAGGGACAGUUUUUGGUCAGAGAAGCGUUUCAAUAUGUCUUCAAUGAGUGUCCCCGUCAUCGAUGUGCAGAACAAUAAUUUUAAAGAGCUCUGGCCAGCCCUAACUUUGGCCAUAAAGACUUCAACCUUUAUAGCAGUUGACACGGAGUUAAGUGGCUUGGGGUCAAGGAAGGCACUUCUAGCACAAUCCGUUGAAGAUCGAUACAAAGCAAUAUGCCAAGCUGCCCGAACACGCUCAGUUUUAUCCUUGGGAAUCGCUUGUUAUAAAAAGCUCUCUGACAAGGCACCUCAUACAUACCUGGUACAAAUUUAUAACUUGACCCUGCUGUGUAUGGAAGACUAUGUCAUUGAACCUCAGUCAGUGCAGUUCUUGGUACAACAUGGCUUUGACUUCAAUAAACAAUACUCUCAAGGCAUUCCUUAUCACAAGGGGAAUGACAAGGGAGGAGAUUUGCAGAACCACACCAUAAGAGCCCUAUUUUUAGAGGUGAUUCGAACCCGCAAGCCCCUGAUUCUUCACAAUGGCUUAAUCGAUCUAGUUUUCCUCUACCAGUGCUUUUAUGCUCAUCUGCCUGAACAUUUGGGCACUUUCACUGCAGAUCUUUCAGAGAUAUUUCCUGCUGGAGUGUUUGACACAAAAUAUGCAUCAGAAUUUGAGAUGCGGUUCACUGCUUCCUACCUGGAGUAUGUCUACAAAAAAUGCAAGCGAGAAAACUGCAAAUUAGCAAGUUUGGGUGGAUCCAAGCCAUACCUGUCUCUGGAGUUCUGCAGUUACACUGAGAGACAGCUGUCUUAUGUUGACUUUCGACACUGCACUGAGGAGCACGAGGAGAAUAAAAAGGGAGAGGGGGCAUCACCUGCUGUCUGUCCAAGAUUCUCGGCCUAUGGGUGGUGUCCCAGUGGAGUGGCUUGCAGCUUAUCGCAUAACACAGACUUGAUUAUUGAAGAAGAUGAAAAGAAUAUGGAAGUCAGGAGGAAGAAAAAGAAGAAAAAGUGGAAACGUAAAGGCACGUGCAGCGAGUGUCCUGAUGUGUUGGAAGGUGCUCCACCAUUUAAACAGGUCUGUGUUUUGGACCCUGAACCAGUGAACGAGGCCAAGCAAGCUGAGAAUGGUCAGCCUGGAGAGGAGCCAAUGAAGGAGCAAAAUGUUAACAUGGAGGAACCUGCUGAAGAAGAACCGCCACACGAGGCUGAAGGUCAGACAGUUUCGAAAACCAGUCAUGAAGGAAAGGCCAAAACAGCAGAAAAAAUCCAGAGCAUCACAAACAAACAAAGUGAGAGCGGGACACACCGAGCUGGAUUUGAUGCUUUUAUGACAGGCUACAUCUUUGCUUACAUGGUCAGCAUACAGGAGGGAGCAGAGUUGGACACCAAAGUCGAGGACUGCUUACCUGACUGCUUGAACAAACUGUAUCUCAGUGGCAAAUCUGUGCCUCUGCAGAUCGUCAAGAGCACGUACUCCAAUUCUUCAAAAGCUCAUACUCAGAAAAUCAAACUCGUCUGGAGCUGACAGUCGGGCUCCUAUGGUAAACUUUCCGUAUUAUUGAACCAUCUGUUUGCCCACUAAAAUGAUGGAAUGUUAUGUUAUUCAUUACGUAUUUUUGCCAUGGAAAUAAAAUGUUUAACAACA